Molecule: messenger RNA, 1170 nt
Organism: Populus nigra (black poplar)
Lineage: Eukaryota; Viridiplantae; Streptophyta; Magnoliopsida; Malpighiales; Salicaceae
Product: dof zinc finger protein DOF3.5-like
Exons: 1
Coding region: 158-1027 (289 amino acids)
Biological process (GO): regulation of DNA-templated transcription
Molecular function (GO): DNA-binding transcription factor activity; DNA binding
Source: RefSeq, a predicted model, not a curated record
UGUGCACCUGAAACAAACUUAAGCCUCCAUUCUUGCUCUUGGGGUGCACUCCAAUUUCCUAUACUACUUUCUUAAUUGCUUUCAAACUCAACAGGAGAGAGAACCAGUGAAAGGUUAGGCAGUUUUAUGAAGCCUAUGAAGUUUGAAGCAAUCUGGUAUGGAGACAGGAUGGAAGGAACAUGCUGAGAUAUCACCAAGUUGUCCUCGGUGUGGUUCCUCAAAUACUAAAUUUUGUUAUCACAACAACUACAGUUUAACACAACCGAGAUACUUCUGCAAAGGUUGUAGAAGGUAUUGGACUAAAGGAGGAUCCCUACGAAACGUGCCUGUGGGUGGUGGUUGCAGGAAGAAUAGAAGAGGAAAGUCAAUGAGGCUAUCAACAGAUGUUCACUCUAAGAUUUCAGGUGAUGGAGGCUUGUCUAAUAACUCUAUUAGACAUCCAUUUAGCCAUAAAGGAAUUUCCUCCAUGGAGUCCUCUAGCUCAUCGAUGAUUCCUGAUGGUUCUCAUAUUGAUCUCGCACUUGUUUAUGCAAAGUUCUUGAAUCCACAGCAAGAUUCCAAGAGUGGUUUUGAAGUGCCUGAAUUUAGCAGCGAGUUUGAUCCAUAUCUCGAAUUCCCUAACAUUCCGAACUCGUAUUUGGAAUCAAGUGCUCAAUUACCGGAAGAAAAUGGUCUUGCUGGAUCCCUCACCAUCUCUAACUUUUCGACAGGAGUUCCUUUGAGUGACAAUAAUCACUUGAUGUACUACUAUAGUGAUCUAGACUCAGCCCACAAGCACCAAGAUCACCAAGAUAGGACUCAACAAUGUACAAGUCAUGAAACAAGCAGCUUCCACUUGCCACCAUUGCCAGGACAAGACACAGUCUCUCAAGAGAUACUUUGGUCAAAUUCUUACAUGAUGGAUAAUCAUAGCCUGGAAAUGUCUCCACAACUUGUUCUUGGACCUGACACUCAAGAUCCUAAUCUAUUGUUUGGUAACUGGAGUCCCUUUGAUAUGUCUAGCGAUGAUACUUUCUCAAGGUCUUGAUAAAAUAUCACUGUAUAGGACCCGAAAUAAUCUACAUAUACAAAUAUGUAUAUGUUAUCCGUGUUUAUAUUAAUGGCACCUGUAACUGGGCUUUGUUUACUCCACUCACGAAAGUAAUUAUAAAUUGAAGCUUCAAAAAUGUU